Molecule: messenger RNA, 2523 nt
Organism: Sabethes cyaneus
Lineage: Eukaryota; Metazoa; Arthropoda; Insecta; Diptera; Culicidae
Gene: RhoGDI
Product: rho GDP-dissociation inhibitor 1
Exons: 5
Coding region: 382-987 (201 amino acids)
Biological process (GO): Rho protein signal transduction
Cellular component (GO): cytoplasm; cytosol; membrane
Molecular function (GO): Rho GDP-dissociation inhibitor activity; protein binding
Source: RefSeq, a predicted model, not a curated record
UUCAAAAGUCACUUCUAAAAGCCGACGGUGCCCCUUUAUUUUCGAGUUUAUUGCGUGUAUUCUGUUGUCUAAUUUCUAUUUCACGUUCGCACCGAUUGCGUCGGAUUAAUCUGUUUGAUCGUACGAUUGUUGAUUUGCGGUUCGCCGUUCGAAGUCGACGUGUUUUGUGUUUUUCUUUUUCGUUUUUUUGCUGCCAUCGGUGGACUGUGCGAGGUGCUGCUCAUACAACUGCAGGGGACUGAAAUAUUGUAUGAUUAAUCACGCUCUACUUGCUUCGAAUAGAAGUGAGCAGAAGAUUCCAAAGCAGUGAACAAGUGACCGGAAGUGAAUUUCCGAUUUAACGGAGUGCGAUAACUGCAGUUAAGCCACCAGCGUUCAAUCAUGUCGGCAGAGAAGCCAGUAGUCGAUGCAGUGGAGGUGGAAGGCGAAGAACACGAUGCCAACUAUCAGCCACCCCCGCAAAAAACUAUUGAGGAAAUUUUGGCCGCCGAUGCAGAAGACGAAAGUCUGCGGAAGUACAAGGAAGCCCUGUUAGGCGAAGCUCAAGCGGAAAAGAUUAUCUACGAUGCUUCCGAUCCACGAAAAGUUAUCGUGAAAAAGCUAUCCCUUCUGGUUGCCGACCGAGAUCCGAUGGAAUUGGAUUUGUCUGGGGACAUAUCCAAAUUGAAAAAGAAUGUGUUUGUCAUCAAGGAGGGCAUUCAAUAUAAGAUUCGGAUCGAUUUCAUCGUUCAGCGAGAGAUUGUCCAUGGACUGAAAUAUGUUCAGAAAACCUACCGAAUGGCUGUGCCUGUGGAUAAAAUGACGCAGAUGGUCGGUUCUUACCCACCGAAAAAGGAAAUGCAAAGUUACACCACCCCGUUCGAGGAGGCUCCCUCCGGGAUGAUGGCUCGGGGCACCUAUUCUGUCACUUCUCUGUUCACCGACGAUGACAAAAACGAGCACCUUAAGUGGGACUGGAGUUUCGAGAUUAAAAAAGACUGGCAGUAAAGAAUUUAUUCCGGGUAAAAGCACGGUGUAUAAAACCUAUUCACCUAUCAACAAGUUUAUAUUAUAUACAAAAUUAAUACUAAAAUGUAAAUGAAUAAUAACAUGCAGUCGAGAUUGAAAGGAAACUGAAACCGGUUACUAUCAGAGGAGCACAUAGUGUCGGUACAUGUUAAGGAUCCAUUGAAAAGAAAAAAAAAACAAAUGUCUGUGGCCAAUAUUAGAAUGAGCGUCUUCGUGAAGAAAAUUUCAUUGCUUUAAACUAUAGCUACGUAUAAUAUUUCCGUUUUAAAGUGCAGUAAGCCCAUUAAAAUAAGCAUAUGAAAGUGAAUAAAAGUGCAACCUUAACCGGCAAGUGAUUGUUUAGUAAGCAAAUCGUGGAGAAAAAACGUGGCUGUUCGAAAAUUCGUCUUCGUAUUGCAAUAAUUUGUUCACUAGGAAUGGUUUUGCGAUGGUUCGACACGGUAUUAAAAUAAUGGUAUUAUUAUAAUUGCCCUUUAGAGCGGUGUUCGCUUGAACAUUGCCAGUUAAAUAAAGUCUGAGCGUGUUUAGAAGAUGGCUCUAGAAGAUGGUGUACGCUGCUUAUUCGCAAUGUGUCAGGCAGAAAUAAUAAAGGAAUGCUUAUGUAAUAACACGCAUAGGAAUGAUCGUUUGGACAUCAAAGCAUCUGCUUCAAAAAGCAAUAAGUCCCUUAUAUAUAAAUAUUAGGUAAUAAAACGAAAAAGUAUAUCCAAAAGUGCUACCUUUUAUGAACAAUUAGAAUAUAAACCUAAGCAAACAAUAUAAGACUCUGGCAGGCAUGUUGAUGUGUGCUUAUAUCCAAACCGAUAACUUAGACCAUUGCUUGCAUACAAUAUGCACGUGAUCCAAACAAUGUAUUUAAUGCGAUUAGCGUCUGCGUUUUUAUUUGAUCCUAGAUAGUUACGAUCUUCCAAAAUAAUACAAUUUUUUCUAUUGCAAUUUAAUUCUUAUAUUGAACAGCAGCAUCCAGAUGCAUUCAUAUCUUUGUAUUGAUAUAUUUUAAAAGAAAAAAGUCAACGUUGAUUCCGUGGUCAUAUUAUUAAUCGCAUAUAAUUACAUUUUUGUAUUGUGCAGCUUGCUUGAUGAACCAAACAAAAAACUUUACUUACGCGAUUUUAAUAGGCAAAAGAGACAACAUACAUACAGUAACUUACCGAGAGUGGUCAAAUUGUGCAUUUACUUCGCAGGUCAGCAUUAUUUUGCUUUAGUAUUUUAAAUAUUUUACUGUAUUUCCUGACUUUGGCCGCCAUUAACCUACCUACUGAAGACUAGUUUAUAAGCAGUGCUGAAAGCCAUAUAUAAGAGAAAAAAAAAACAAACAGUAACACACGCCAGAAAAAAUGCUCCAAACAGUACUAUUUACACAAUCGAGAAACAAAGUUCAACUAAAACAACAACAACAACAGCAACAGCAGCCUGUGAGAACCGGGUAGAAUCAACCAGUCAGUAGAGAAUCAGAUAUACGUUAUGGCAUGAAGCGAAAACUAUUAAAGUCAGUUUUGUGCUCAACUUGUUCAA